Molecule: messenger RNA, 2508 nt
Organism: Coregonus sp. 'balchen'
Lineage: Eukaryota; Metazoa; Chordata; Actinopteri; Salmoniformes; Salmonidae
Source: the annotation of a GenBank genome assembly
CGUUAGGCACACAUCAACAGCAGUACUAAUUUGGGAAUGGGAAGAUCAUACCAAAUAAUCAUGUUGGAGAACAAGGUUUUUUCCUGUUUUGUAUUCUAUAGUGUUCUCCUGGUAAUCAAGAUGUACAUCAUAGCAAUCAUCACUGGACAAGUAAGGCUGCGCAAAAAGGUGAGAGACUCUGUGCGUCCUAGCUGACAGUUUAUUAGGCUAAUUCAGUAUUUGAUGUAUGGUUUGAACAUCUUAGUUCCUAGUCAAGUACUGCACUGUAUAAACAUUGAUCAGGGUAUUCAUUCUCUCUCUCUCUCUCUCUCUCUUUUUCUCUCUCUCAUGUGAAGGCUUUCGCGAACCCAGAGGAUGCGCAGAGACAUGGUGGCGUCCAGCACUUCAGAGAGGAUCCGGAUGUAGAGCGGUGCCGAAGGUGAGAGGAAUGAUUACUGUUAUCUGAUUCUAAUGUAGCCUUGCCUAUUGACAUUGAUGGUAGCAAUAUGAUUACAUUUUAACAGUGGUCUAAAAUUGAACAGUAAUAGUUUGUAUUUUUCUCAAACGUGAAUGGAGAAUUUUAUCUGGAUCUGGUUGAAAUCUUUAGAGAUCAUUUGUGGCACUUUUGUUUAAAUUUCAUGGGCGUUUGUUCUCCAGCCUCGGUGUCUGUGUUGUUUUAACUUGUCUGGAAAUGAUCCAUGACAGCAGAAAAAACAUUUUUUUUUAACACUGAAUACUUUUCUCCUUCACAUGGGGCCCUCUCUGACCAGAGUCAGGAAAUAUGUUGAGCUGAGCAGGCAUUCAUACAUUGAUGCACAAUAAAAUGGAAUGCUUCAUGACUGGUAUCAUUUAGGUCCAAUUAAGAUUCACUGCAUUAACUAAUGAUAACCAGUAGUCAUAUGGCAUAGGGUAGAAUGCGUGGGGAGUGAAGUUGAAUUCUUAUCAGGGCAGGCCUCCUACGAUAAUAUUAGUACAGGAGUGGCUUUGUAGCCAGAGGAAGCCAUUUAAUGGUGGUUUCAGUCUGUACACUUAACAGAUUCCGGAGGGGUAUAUGCUUGUCCAGCUCUGCCAAAAUAAUCAAACAGUUAAAGGUCAAGUGUGGAUUCUGAUUAGUCAACACCAUGGGAGGUCCUGUGUCCUUUUCCAUAUAUUGAUGUUGAUUGGUUGGAGUGGUACUUCAAUUAAACAAAGUAAGAUGAACAACACACUGCAAUUCUCUGAGAUUACAUACAACCUUCCUCUUCCUUCCCUUCCUUUUUCUGAGCAAAUCUGAUUUCAUUGGAAUGCCUGAAUGGCUUCUGAAGAAAAUGCGUAGUAUUGAGUCUGUUUUGGCUCUUGAGGGUGAUUUGAAAUCCAUGGUCUGUGUUUUACAACUGACUCAGCUAGCUGACGGUAAAGCCCAUGCUUAAAUAGAGACAUUCUAUAGGUCCAUUCAGAGACAGAGACUGGAAUACCUGAGAAGAAUGUUCCUCUUGGGUAAAAGUGUGUGUCAGUCAGAGGAGAGGAAGUGAUUCACUUUUAGUAAGAAACCUGGAUAAGCAGCUAUACUCCCAGACUCUUGUAAUGGAGGGUUUCUACGCUCAACCUGUAGUCUAAAUCCCUCCCUAAUGUUGGCUAAUGGAAAAAAUUUGUUUGUGAUGUUGAGUAAUCAUAGCGGAAGUGUUUUCACUGUUUGGGUCAGUGCCAGACGGCUGAGUCAGACGACCGUAUACCGUAAGUUCCAGGAAUGAACUUCUGAUUCAAAACAGAUGUGUUAGCAUGGAGAGCGGUUGUGUGUAUCCAAGUAAUUCUAGGCUACUUGUUGAGUGCAAACCGCUUAGUUAUUCGCUUAAAAACCCAUACCUCCGUGAUAAUGAAUAUGAAUAUACCCAAUCAAUGAAUAUCUAAAAAUAUACAUCUAAAACAUAUAAUCUAAUAUUCUCUUUCGUGUGUUUCAGGGCUCACCGUAACGACAUGGAGAAUAUAUUCCCCUUCCUGUUCCUGGGGGCCGUCUACUCCCUGAUUGGCCCGUCGCUGGUUGUGGCCCACGCUCACUUCCUGGUCUUCUUCCUGUUCCGCGUGCUCCAUACAGUGGCCUACCUGUGUGUCCUGCGGGCACCCACGCGCUCCCUGGCCUACGUCAUCACCCAGGUUCCCUGCAUCUCCAUGGCCGUUCAGAUCCUCGCAUGCGUGUUCUGGCUCUAUCGGUGACCGCGUCAAUCUGUGACCUAUCUCAGUGGAUGAUUAGGGCCUGAUAAGAGCGGUAGAGGAUACUGCUCGUAAGAGGGAUGGAUGCUUUUCAUAUGAGGGAAAUCCUAAAGACUGUGUCGUCAUCAGACUGCAAUGCUACAACAGCAGUUUGUGCCUCUCAGCGAUACUCUAUAAAGUGUACACUCAGAAAUGAAGUCAGUGUUGUGCUCUAGCUAGUACAUCUUCAUGUAGUACUGUAUUCUUUCACAUCGUAGUCACUUAGCAGAUGCUAUUAUCCAGAGCAACUUGCAGGAGCCUUGCUCAAGGGCACAUAGUCAGAUUUUUCACCUAGUUGGCUUG